Messenger RNA from Ceutorhynchus assimilis (cabbage seed weevil), 1443 nucleotides. NCBI's taxonomy places the organism in Eukaryota, Metazoa, Arthropoda, Insecta, Coleoptera, Curculionidae. The record is from the annotation of a GenBank genome assembly.
CCGUUAUCUAUCGCAAACUAAGUAUUUAGGUACUUGAAUCAAUAAAAAUAUCGAUCUUUGUAUAAAUACUAUUGAUAAGAUAAAAGCACAAACAUUUAUCCUCAACUCUUGAAAAAUUAUUAUUGUUAAUAUGUGAACAAAAGACACCUAAAAUGAAAGCAACAAUUCUAAUGUUCACCCUAUGGCUGGCAAAAACUCGUUCCGAUUGUCCUUUGCCAUGUAAUUGCUCCAGCAUUGCAAUCACCUGCGUAAAUCAAAGUCUAGAAAUUGUCCCAAAUUUCAAAUGGAUCGAAUCGAGCCCCCUGAUUAUUGAUUUAUCAGGCAACAGGCUAUUGUUUAUCGACGAAGAAGAUUUUAAUUUUGAUCAAAUCGAUGAAGUCAAGGAGAUUUAUUUAAACAAUUCUGGUAUAGCUGAUAUUGGCGAUGGAACUUUUGAUAAUGUGGAAAAUUUGCAAGAGUUGUACUUAGGACAAAACUUCCUUACACAAGACAGUGUGCCUGAAAAUUUAAUCGAAGAACUAGACAAUAUGAUUUUAUUGGAGUUGUCUUAUAAUUAUUUCAAUGGAAAUAUGCCAGUAAUCAGAUCGGACUCCCUCGAAGUUUUAGCUUUGGCCAAUUCGAAAAUAACUAAUUUAAAUGAAAACUCUUUGAAGUUUUUACCAAAUUUAAAGAUGCUUUUGUUGCAGCAGAACAACAUUAAAUCGAUAACAUUUGAUACUUUCAAACAUUACAAUCAAAACUCGUUUUUCGUAAAGUUGUCUCAUAACUCUUGGAGUUGUAGCUGUGCUAAUUUUGAAACUUUCACUUUGUUGGCUGAUAAGAAAUUUAUAGAUAUAUCUGAGCCUUAUCAGUGCAUUGGAGAUGAUAGCAAUACUAUUGGAAUUUUACAAAUCGAUUUUUGUAAACAUCAAGAGGUCAAUUUGAAAAGUUUACAAGUUUUGAAUCAUCUCGAAGAAUAUUCCGACAAUGAUGAUUUAUUGGAGAACACUGAAAUUGAUAUAAAAGACUUGAAUGAUGAAGAUUUAGGCAAUAUUUUGCCUCCAGGGGAAAUUUCUCAUAAUAACACUUUCAGUAUUGAGUCAAAUAAUUUGUUUCUUCUAAUUGUAAUUUGCACCUCAAUAACUUUUGCCAUUGGUUUUAUUUGUGGUUUAGUUUUUUGUCAUAUUUUGUAUUUAUUUCGUUAUAAGAAACUAGAGCAGAGCUCAGACAGCAGGGUGCAGUUAUUAAAUGCCUAGUAAUUUUUCAUCAAUAUGGAACUUAUAUUUUAACUUCUAAAUAUAAACAAAAAUGUGAUAAAAGAAACGUUGUAAUCAGAGGAACUUAUUGCUUAUUUUUAAUGUGUAAGAUUAGUUUUUUAAAUUACUUAUUUGUCAUAUUUAUACCUAUUUUAGUUUGUAACUAUGUAACUUCAAAUAAAUGUUUUUUUAUGAGCGAGUGUACUCA